AAAACUUAUUAAGUUGCCUUUAGCUAUGGCCAGUACAGAACGGAUCUUGAUAGACCCAAGUUGGAAAUACUUCUCAACAUCUUCUCAGCGGAAAUCCAACAUAUCUCAAUACUGUCCUAGGCAGCCUUAUCUUUCCCUUACCUUACCCCUGCCUGACCUGCCAGAUGCCGCUCUGUUCGUCCGUCGUCUUCAACUCACAACAACCUCACAUGACCAAGGUUAUAGUGGUAACCCCGAUAAAUAUGGAACAUAUGAGGGCUCGUUUACUCACUUUGACGUUCAGGUGAAGGAGCCAACUGGUCAAGAUCGGGUCAAGCGUCAAGAAUUUGCGCGAAAUAUCCGUGCUUGUCUGGAGCCAAGAAAGCAUGUUGUUUAUUGGGUUCUUACCCCAGAUCUAUCAUACUCUGUUCGAAAUUCUAACCAUGGGCCGGCCAACGACUGCGCCUGGCUGUCUGUUAUUCGAGGCGGUGAUACGGUGCAAAUCGUCCCCAACGCUGAAUACCCAGGUUGGAUCAACUUUGUCCUCGAGGCAUGCAUUGAGGUUUGGAUCGAAAUAAUCGAAAAUGCUAAUUUGUCAAGAUCCAUAACAUACACGUCAAGUGUCCUCUCGAUGUAUCAUGUACUUGAUGGGUUAAGAAAAGAGAUUCGUCUCGUAAUCAUUGAGCCGUCAAUGGAUCUCGAGAGCGAUAUAUUACAGAUUUCCUUGGAGCAUACCUAUUUAACUGAUAAUGACCAUCUUACGUACGAGGCACUCUGGUACUGCUGGGGAAAUGCUGGAGAACACUGCUGCAUAUCAUUAAAAGGGCCGAACCAAUCCCUACCAGCAAUUGAAACUUCGAUAAGCAGGAAUCUUUUUCUUGCUCUCAAAGCAUUGAGAUAUGAGCGUACUGCACGGAGCUUCUGGGUCGAUCAGCUAUGUAUUAAUCAAUCGGACUUGGAAGAACGUGCUGAACAAGUCGCGCUGAUGGGCGACAUUUAUACGAAAGCGAAGCACGUAUCCGAUUAUCUUGCGGACUACAUUGCAUUCGUCCCCCGGUCUCGUUUAGAUAUCUUAACAGUGUUGAUAAGUGCGCUAGAGAUGAGAGCAACAGAUCCCCGUGACAAGGUGUUUGCGCUUCUUCCAUUUGGGAAAGAAACAUAUGAUAUUAGAGAUUUACCAGAAUUGGUGAAACCAGACUAUAGUAAAAGUGUACGACGCGUCUAUGCCGACUUUACACGCUGGUGGAUAUGGCACCAUCGUUCUUUAAGGAUCCUUUCCGCAGUACAUACGCUUACUGGCCGCACAUGGCUUAACAUGUCCAGGUGCUAUACAUCCGACACGGAUUAUGGGAGAAAGUCGGAUAUCCCUUCUUGGAGCUUCUGGUCCGAUGGACGUAGCGAAUGGAGGCGAGCUACGCUCGGUCUUGAAGAACAUGGACCAUACAAUGCUAGCAAGGGAUUUGAAGUUGAUAUCGAUCUUCUCGAAUCUACUAUAAAAAAAGUCAGAGUCAUAUGA
This is a messenger RNA of Daldinia loculata, 1495 nucleotides long. Its product is annotated as heterokaryon incompatibility protein-domain-containing protein. The coding region runs from base 26 to 1495 and encodes 489 amino acids. NCBI's taxonomy places the organism in Eukaryota, Fungi, Ascomycota, Sordariomycetes, Xylariales, Hypoxylaceae. The record is from RefSeq and is a predicted model, not a curated record. The transcript has 2 exons.